Molecule: messenger RNA, 4754 nt
Organism: Staurois parvus
Lineage: Eukaryota; Metazoa; Chordata; Amphibia; Anura; Ranidae
Source: the annotation of a GenBank genome assembly
AUGUAUGCCUCUUCAAGGAAGAUGUCUGGUGAAACACGUGACCGAGUGGCCAAAGUCACAGGUGCUGGAAAAACCCUUCAGAUCUUUAACAUUGAGAUGAAAAGCAAGAUGAAGGCUCAUACCAUGUCAGAGGAGGUCAUUUUUUGGAAAUGGAUAUCUGUCAAUACUGUAGCUCUGGUGACUGAGACGGCUGUAUAUCACUGGAGCAUGGAAGGAGACUCCCAGCCUCAGAAAAUGUUUGAUCGCCAUGCAAGCCUUGCUGGCUGCCAGAUUAUCAAUUAUAGAACAGAUGAGCAACAAAAGUGGCUUCUGCUUAUUGGUAUCUCUGCUCAGCAAAACAGAGUAGUUGGUGCCAUGCAGUUGUAUUCUGUGGAAAGGAAAGUGUCUCAGCCGAUUGAGGGUCAUGCUGCUGCUUUUGCGGAAUUCAAGAUUGAGAGAAAUUCAAAACCUUCAACUCUGUUCUGUUUUGCUGUGCGUGGACAAGCAGGGGGCAAACUGCACAUCAUUGAAGUUGGACAGCCUGCUAAUGGAAACCAGCCAUUCACCAAAAAAGCUGUUGAUGUCUUCUUUCCUCCUGAAGCUCAGACAGACUUUCCUGUGGCUAUGCAGAUUGGCACCAAACAUGGGGUAAUCUAUUUAAUUACAAAAUAUGGCUAUAUCCACAUGUAUGACCUGGAGUCUGGUGCCUGCAUUUAUAUGAACAGAAUCAGCGCGGAUACAAUUUUUGUGACUGCACCUUAUGAACCUACCUCUGGAAUUAUUGGUGUGAAUAAAAAAGGACAGGUGCUUUCAGUUUGUGUAGAAGAAGACAACAUUGUGAAUUAUGCUACAAAACGUUUUGCAGAAUUCAGAUUUGGGACUACGAAUGGCUAUCCGAAGCAAUUUAGCAGGAGCUGAAGAGCUUUUUGCUCGAAAGUUUAAUACCUUGUUUGCUCAGGGGAAUUACUCUGAAGCUGCCAAAGUAGCUGCAUCUGCUCCAAAGGGAAUUCUUCGCACAGCUGACACCAUCAGGAAGUUUCAGACUGUACCAGCUCAGCCUGGACAAGCAUCACCUCUGCUACAGUACUUUGGGAUUUUACUAGAUCAGGGUCAGUUAAACAAGCUAGAAUCAUUAGAACUUUGCAGGCCGGUCCUGCAACAAGGACGCAAGCAACUUUUGGAGAAGUGGUUAAAAAGAAGAUAAGCUUGAGUGCUCUGAGGAGCUGGGCGACUUGGUAAAGGCAGUGGACCCAACUCUUGCGCUUAGUGUUUACCUGCGUGCUAGUGUGCCAAACAAAGUGAUCCAAUGCUUUGCAGAGACUGGCCAAUUCCAGAAAAUAGUUCUUUAUGCCAAAAAAGUGGGAUACACCCCAGAUUGGAUCUUCUUGCUUCGAAGUGUCAUGAGGAUCAGCCCUGAUCAGGGACUACAAUUUUCCCAGAUGCUUGUACAAGAUGAGGAACCGCUUGCUAACAUUAACCAGAUCGUUGAUGUGUUUAUGGAAAACAGUCUCAUUCAGCAGUGUACUUCAUUUCUGCUAGAUGCACUGAAGAACAAUAGGCCAGCUGAAAGUCACCUACAGACUCGCCUCUUUAGAGAUGAACUUGAUCCAUGCUCCACAGGUUGCAGAUGCUAUCCUUGGGAAUCAGAUGUUCACACAUUAUGAUAGGGCACACAUUGCCCAGCUGUGUGAGAGAAGGCUGGAUUGCUACAGAGAGCUUUGGAGCAUUACACUGACUUGUAUGAUAUCAAGCGAGCUGUGGUACACACGCACCUUCUAAACCCAGAGUGGUUAGUGAACUUCUUUGGCUCGUUGUCAGUGGAGGACUCCGUAGAGUGUUUGCGAGCUAUGCUGUCAGCCAAUAUCCGACAGAACCUUCAGCUCUGUGUCCAGGUGGCAUCUAAGUACCAUGAACAGCUGGGCACCCAGACUUUGGUUGAACUCUUUGAAUCCUUCAAGAGUUAUGAAGGGCUUUUCUACUUUCUGGGAUCUAUUGUCAAUUUCAGUCAAGAUCCUGAUGUGCACUUCAAGUACAUCCAGGCUGCCUGCAAGACUGGACAAAUCAAGGAGGUUGAGCGGAUAUGUAGAGAAAGCAAUUGCUACAAUCCUGAACGUGUUAAAAACUUCUUGAAGGAGGCCAAACUUACAGACCAACUUCCAUUGAUUAUUGUCUGUGACCGAUUUGACUUUGUCCAUGAUUUAGUGUUGUACCUGUAUCGCAAUAACCUCCAGAAGUACAUUGAAAUCUAUGUGCAAAAGGUGAACCCUAGCCGUAUUCCAGCAGUAGUGGGAGGUUUGCUCGAUGUGGACUGUUCAGAAGAUGUCAUUAAGAACCUCAUCAUGGUUGUACAUGGCCAGUUUUCAACAGAUGAACUUGUGGCAGAAGUGGAAAAAAGAAACAGGCUAAAACUACUCUUACCAUGGCUGGAAUCCAGAAUCCAUGAGGGCUGUGAGGAACCAGCGACACACAAUGCUCUGGCCAAGAUCUACAUUGACAGCAACAACAAUCCUGAACGUUUCCUGCGGGAGAAUCCUUUCUAUGACAGCUGUGUAGUGGGCAAAUACUGUGAAAAAAGGGACCCCCAUCUGGCUUGUGUAGCUUAUGAGAGGGGCCAGUGUGACUUGGAGCUUAUCAAGGUGUGCAAUGAAAACUCUUUGUUUAAGAGUGAGGCUCGUUACCUUGUGCGAAGGAAAGAUGCUGACCUGUGGGCCAAUGUUCUGGAAGAAGAUAAUCCAUUCAAGCGACAGCUAAUUGACCAGGUGGUGCAGACUGCUCUAUCAGAGACACAGGAUCCAGAAGAAGUGUCAGUGACUGUGAAAGCAUUUAUGACUGCUGAUCUCCCUAAUGAACUCAUUGAGCUUCUUGAGAAGAUAGUUUUGGACAACUCCGUGUUCAGUGAGCACAGGAACCUGCAGAAUCUAUUGAUACUAACUGCCAUCAAGGCUGACCGUACACGUGUAAUGGAGUAUAUCAACCGCUUAGAUAACUAUGAUGCGCCAGACAUUGCUAACAUUGCCAUCAGCAACCAGCUUUUUGAGGAGGCCUUUGCUAUCUUUAGGAAGUUUGAUGUUAACACAUCUGCCAUACAGGUCUUGAUUGAGCACAUCGGCAAUCUGGACCGUGCAUAUGAAUUUGCAGAAAGAUGCAAUGAGCCAGCAGUUUGGAGUCAGCUGGGUAGAGCACAGCUGCAGAAAGACUUGGUCAAGGAAGCUAUUGACUCCUACAUUAAAGCCGAUGACCCCUCCUCUUAUAUGGAAGUGGUGCAGGCAGCAAGUAAGAAUGGUAACUGGGAGGACUUGGUAAAAUUCUUACAGAUGGCAAGAAAGAAAGCUAGGGAAUCAUAUGUAGAGACGGAGUUGAUAUUUGCUUUGGCAAAAACAAAUCGCCUCUCAGAGCUGGAGGAAUUUGUCAGCAGCCCCAAUAACGCCCAUAUCCAGCAGGUGGGAGAUCGUUGUUAUGAAGAGGGCAUGUAUGACGCUGCUAAACUUCUUUACAACAAUGUGUCAAAUUUUGCCCGGUUGGCAUCCACACUGGUACACCUUGGCGAGUACCAAGCUGCUGUGGACAGUGCACGAAAGGCUAACAGUACCCGCACCUGGAAAGAGGUCUGUUUUGCAUGUGUGGAUGGUACAGAAUUCCGAUUAGCACAGAUGUGUGGCCUGCACAUUGUGAUCCAUGCUGAUGAACUAGAGGAGUUGAUCAGUUAUUAUCAGGACCGGGGCUAUUUUGAGGAGCUAAUUGCACUUCUAGAAGCAGCCCUGGGUUUGGAACGUGCACACAUGGGUAUGUUCACAGAGCUGGCUAUUCUGUACUCCAAGUUCAAGCCUCAGAAAAUGCGGGAGCAUUUGGAGUUAUUCUGGUCCCGAGUCAACAUCCCCAAGGUUUUGCGUGCUGCAGAGCAGGCCCAUUUAUGGGGUGAACUAGUGUUCUUAUAUGAUAAAUAUGAAGAAUAUGAUAAUGCAAUUCUCACAAUGAUGAGUUAUCCCACCACUGCCUGGAAAGAGGGACAGUUUAAGGAUAUUGUAACUAAGGUUGCCAAUGUAGAGCUGUAUUACAAAGCCCUGCAGUUCUAUCUGGAGUACAAACCUUUGCUCAUUAAUGACCUUCUCUUGGUCUUAUCCCCACGUUUGGACCACACACGAACUGUCAGCUAUUUUUCUAAGAUGAACCAGUUACCUCUUGUUAAGCCGUACUUGCGUUCAGUUCAAAAUCAUAACAAUAAAUCUGUGAAUGAAGCCCUCAACAACCUGCUGACAGAGGAGGAGGAUUAUCAGGGCUUAAGGGCAUCUAUUGAUGCUUAUGAUAACUUUGAUAACAUCAGCUUGGCACAGCGUCUGGAGAAACAUGAGCUAAUUGAGUUCCGUCGAAUUGCAGCCUAUCUAUACAAGGGUAAUAACCGAUGGAAGCAGAGUGUGGAGCUAUGCAAAAAGGACCGCUUAUACAAGGAUGCCAUGUUGUAUGCUGCAGAGUCAAAAGACACUGAGCUAGCAGAGAAUCUGCUUCAAUGGUUUCUGGAGGAGGGAAAACGUGAAUGCUUUGCAGCCACUCUCUUCACUUGCUAUGAUCUUCUGCAUCCAGACAUUGUGUUAGAGCUGGCCUGGAGGCACAACAUUAUGGAAUUUGCCAUGCCUUACUUUAUUCAGGUCAUGCGAGAGUACUUGUCCAAGGUGUGUAUACUCUAUACAGUGAUAUGCAGUCUAACCAGUAAAAAUUAUGGCUUUAGAGACUGUACAAAAACAAAAGGUGUACCACUAAAUUUCAUGUUUAGAAUGUGA